AUCACCCAUAUUGCUGGUAGUGGCGGAGAUUAGACUGUAUUUUUGAGAGGUUAGCUGGAGCUUCUUCUUUUUUCUUUUACAUGUUUUAAUCUGAGUUUACCACUCUGCAUCUUAGACUAAAGACUUUUGGUCUAGGGGUGGAGUGGAGAAAGUGAAGAAAGGGGAGCAUUUCCACGGAAAUAAACGGAUCUUUGGCCAUAAGUUGCGAGCAGAUUUGGGGUGGGAAAGGAGAAAUGGCCACUCAGGUGGAGACUCUCCUACCAAACAAUCCUCUUCUGAAGAAGGAGGAGCAGGAACAUACAAGCGCGAUGAAACACGGAGACGACCGCCUGGAGAAGGAGGUGAAGCAGACGGCGGCCGCGAACGAGGGAAGCUGUGAAAACAGGCAACAGGGAGGUUUUACUGUGAAGGAGCAAAACCUAAAACAGGCGAAGGAGGAAAGUAACCAUGAAGAAAAGCAGAAUCUGGAUCAGGAGAUCUCUGACAUCAGGAGCGCUGGUGGGCAAACCGAGGAAGGUGUGAAACGGAGUAAAAAUGAGUUUACUGAAGCCCCUCCGCCCAAGGUGAACCCGUGGACUAAGAAACCGAAUAUGGUGACCGUGGUCAGUGUGAACGGACAAACUCACAACGAGCAAACAGGACAAGCCAAAGUGGUGAGAGCAGGGAAUCCCAGAGCCAAGAGGGGAGGGAAGGUGGGCGAUUUUGGAGAUGCGAGCAACUGGCCAACCCCUGGAGAGAUCGCCACGAAGGAGGUCCAGUCCUCUAGGAAGGCGACAGGCAGGAGAGAAAAGCGUGAGAGUGAAGAGAGCAAGGAAAACCAGAAGGCCAAGUCUGACGAUUCUGGAGAGGAGAAGAAUGGAGAUGAGGACACUCAGAAAAACGGACAAAGAAAGAAAGGAAAUAAACACAAGUGGCUUCCACUGGUGAUUGAGAUGAAGGCUGAGGGUCCUCGGGAACGCUCUGCCUCCAGGAAUAACGAGGCUCCCAGAAUACCCCACAACACUCGGAACGAGCUCCGAGACUGGCCCAGUGGGAAGAGCGAGCGUGACUUCAGAGAUGAUCACGAUGAGGUGUCCAGUGUGAAAAGUGAGGGUGCUCCCUUCCGAGGAGGCUUCCGAGGGCGAGGGCGUGGCCGUGGGCGGGGCAGAGGCAGAGGCAGAGGCGGCAGCAGAGGUCACUAUGACUACCCAUACAGCUACAAGGCCUUUGAUGGGAAAGACGGUGUGUAUGGGCAGAAGUUUAACAGUGCAGUGACCUACUACUAUGACAGUGUCAGCAGCACUGAGCUGUACUCUGUGGACCAGGAUCUGCUGAAGGACUACAUCAAGAGGCAAAUUGAAUACUACUUCAGCGUGGACAACCUGGAGAGGGACUUCUUCCUGCGGAGGAAGAUGGAUCAGGAGGGCUUCCUUCCUCUCGCACUCAUUGCUAGUUUCCACAGAGUCCAGGCGCUGACUACGGACAUGAGCCUCAUCUUGGCGGCUUUACAGGACAGCAAGGAAGUAGAGAUCAUCAAUAUGAAAAUUCGCAGAAAGGAGGAACCAGAGAAGUGGCCCCUGCCUGGAUUUUUGGUUCCUGAACAUUCCCAGACGGAUUUCACUCAACUCCUCAACUGCCCAGAGUUUGUUCCCAGGCAGACGGUGGAGAAGCAGGCAGGCUGUCUGAGAGCCUCCACCCCAGUGCAGGCCAAACAGGAGGAUGGGGGGAACCUGAAGACUAUGCCCAAAGGGUUGUCUGCCAGUCUGCCGGACCUGGACUCUGAGUCCUGGAUCGAAGUGAAGAAGAGACCUCGUCCAUCCCCCGCCAGGCCCAAGAAGCUGGAGGAAGUGCGCCCCCUGCUGGGCCCUAUGCCGCAAGAUGAGCAGGACGAGCCAGAAGAGCUGGACUUCAUGUUCGACGAGGAGAUGGAGCAAAUGGAUGGCCGAAGGAACACCUUCACCGACUGGUCAGACGAGGACUCUGACGGCGAAAUCGAUGACCACGAUGUCAACAAGAUCCUGAUUGUUACCCAAACACCACCCUAUCUACGCAAGCACCCGGGCGGAGAUCGUACUGGGAACCAUAUCUCUCGGUCCAAGCUCACCAGUGAGCUGGUGAAGGUCAUCAAUGAUGGCUUGUAUUACUACGAGCAGGACCUGUGGCACGACGCGUAUGAGCCAGAGUAUGCCACCAUUAAGCAAGAGGUGGAGAACUUUAAGAAGGUUCAUCUGAUUAGCCGUGAGCAGUUUGACUGUCUGACCCCAGAGCCCCCAGUGGACCCCAAUCAGGAAGUGCCUCCUGGACCCCCCCGCCCACAACAUGUCCCUACAGAUGCUUUGGCUAACAAGCUGUUUGGGGCGCCGGAGCCAUCUGUGAUGGCGCGCUCCCUACCUACCACGGUCCCUGACUCGCCCAACUACCGCAACAGCCGCACGCCGCGCACGCCACGCACCCCGCGGCUGAAGGACCCCACACAGACGCCUCGCUUCUACCCUGUUGUCAAAGAAGGCCGAGCUGUUGAUGCCAAGACGCCACGUAAGAGGAAAACGCGGCACAGUUCCAACCCGCCGAUGGAGUGCCAUGUGGGCUGGGUGAUGGACUCCAGAGAGCACCGCUCCCGCACCGCAUCUGUCAGUUCAAAUGCCAGUCCGUCUGAAGGUGCCUCUGCACUGGGUACCUACGGUUGCACACCACAGUCUCUGCCUAAGUUCCAGCACCCCUCCCAUGAGCUGCUCAAGGAGAAUGGUUUCACCCAGCACGUUUACCACAAGUACCGUCGACGGUGUCUAAAUGAGCGCAAGCGUCUGGGUAUAGGCCAGUCUCAGGAGAUGAACACACUCUUUCGUUUCUGGUCCUUUUUCCUGCGUGAUCAUUUCAACAGGAAGAUGUAUGAGGAAUUCAGACAGCUGGGCGUUGAGGAUGGAAAGGAAGGAUACAGGUACGGUCUGGAGUGUCUCUUCAGGUACUACAGCUAUGGUCUUGAGAGGAAGUUCCGGCCAGACAUCUUUAAAGACUUCCAGGAGGAGACCAUAAGGGAUUAUGAAGCAGGUCAGCUGUACGGGCUGGAGAAGUUCUGGGCAUUCCUGAAGUAUUCCAAAGCGAAAAGCCUGGAGAUCGACCCAACACUGCAGGAAUACUUGCGCAAGUUCAAACGCCUGGAAGACUUCAGGGUGGACCCCCCGAUGGAGGAAGGUGCUCGUAAGCGCCACUCCUCCAGUGGUGACACCCGCCGCCGCCACCCCUCUCAGCCCUCUGGCCGGCCCCAUGGCCAGAUGAGCUCUGCCUCCGCCUCCGGAGCUCUACCUGCCAGAGAUGAUGCCAAAAACACCAGCCAACGAUCAACCGUGCCCGACGCCAAGCUACCAAAGUAACCCCAACCCUGCCAGCCUCCACUACUCGCCCUGCACUGUGGGCUCCAGCCGCUAGCGCAAGCAUGAUGUACUGACUGACAAACGGCUUGUGAAUGGAAAAUCUAGGCUCUUCCAUUACUACGUAUUUUUUUUGUUUUGUUUUUUUUAAAACACUUUUACAUCUGAAACCCCAUUUUGUGAGACAGAUCAAGAGACUACUGAAGGGAUAAGAAAUUGUUCCAUUCUUUGUCAUCAUCAUCAUUGUUAUUGUUGUUGUUAUUGUUAGUUGUUAUUGUUAUUGUUAUUAUUAUUAUUAUUAUUAUUGUUCUUGAUUUCUCUUUAUUUCCCCAUGAAGCUUAAUUAAUGAACCUGGCAGUCGCAUCAUCAGUGGCCCUGUAUUUGCUCACUGGCUUUGUCCUUUCCUUCUGACCCUCAAUGAUUGAAAGAUGAGUGAUGCAUUUCUGAAUUAAGAUGGUUUUUCCAUUGGUUGGAAACUUUACCUUUGGAAACAGUUGCAGUUGUCUAGACAGGAAGGGGCAAAACAGAAAAGGUCAACCCUAUCAUAUAUCUGUCUUGACUGGAACUCUUCCCUCUAUGAGCCACUUUGUUGAAAGUUGCCUUAUGUUAAUGGUGUUUCUGUUUAACUUGCGCCGGGCACCUUAACAUUGAUUGUACAGCAUUUAAAACUGCAAGUAUGCAAAACUCCAUCAGUCAAGUCAACAUCCGCCUCCCCGUCGCCACGCCCCUGCCACGCCCGAGCGUUUUCACCCAGCCUUUUGUCUUCCAAGUGUCAUGUGGUCUGUUACAGACGCUUAACCCUUGGUGUAUGUGUGAUUCUUAGUGUUGCAUUGUUCUGUCUCGAGGACUAUGAGCAGUCUUUCAAUCUUUUUUCAUUCAGACCCUUCAAGGACGAAUCAAUAAUCCCGAUUACUUGAAGAGAGAGGCUAUUCCCAUCUCAGUGUGCUACAGGUGCUUCUGGACAUAAUGUGGGACGUGUGCAGACUGCUCAUCAGGACAAAAAACACCUGGAGCUUCCUGUGACUGCGCUGCCACACACCCACGCACAGUGCUGAUCAUGAUGGAGGGAGCAGAUAAAAACCCUUUAAAAAAGCAAAACAAAAGUGCACACAGCUAAUCGUAUUGGUUGACCUGAAGAAUGCCCCAUGCUUUAGUGUGCGCGUGCGAUGGGGUCUGGGCAGACCGCCUGCGUUGGCGCUGCCGGAAGCGAAGUUGGACCCAUGCCCAUCUUCAGCUGUGCAGAAUGGCAUCGCCUCCAGCUGACUACGCCUACCUUCAAACACCCUGGAGCAUGGGGGUACUGCUGCUCAACAAAUUAGAGUUCAGAAGGGGCAAGGUUUUGUUUCAGCAGCUCAGAAAAGAACUGUAUAUUCGCCUUACAUGUGUACGCACUUUUUUUUUUUUUUUUUUUUAAACUGUCCCUGGUAAACUUUUUAAUAAUUUUUUAGGUUAAAUUUUUGCUGUGUUGUAGCUGUGCUUAAAAUAAUGUGUAUAUUUCAGUAUCACAUGACAACAUAACACCUCUGUGGACUUAGCAAGUGGGAACAUGGGUGUAGCACAGGACUGGAAAACCCAAGAGCUGAACUGCAAAAAAGCAUUUAUGCCAUGAGCCAGUUUCAGUGCCAGGUGUAAAUGUAAAAAUUUGUUCCCUCCAUUGUAAAAUAGAUUUUCUGAUUCUGUUAAGUCGACUCAUGGUUAGAGGCUCCUGUGUUGAACUUGAUUCGAUUUCCAGAAGAAUACCAGAUUUUUUUAGUUUUAUCCUUUUAAAAAAAAAAAAAAACUACAUUUAACCACAGUGAUUUAAAAAAGCAGAAUGCAGUUAGAAUUUAGCAUGAGGUGUGUGGUGUUUGUUUUUUUUGUUGUUUUUUUGUUUUUUAAGGGAGCAGUGGUUCAAUUUAAGGAAGGUUUAUUAUUAAUGACAUUACUAUAGAAUCAUUUACAGGCAACAAAAAGCAAAAGAACAAACAAAUCCUGUGUUGCAUUUCCUGACCCUACGCCUGACCAUUACAGUUCCCUGAGCAGAGCUACCAUGCUGGGUCUCUCCCCUCCCCUGCUUGCUGUGGAGCAGAGGCAGUUCCUUCCUGCCACCUGCAGAUUGUAUGAUGGGGCUUGGAGAUUGGCAUGGCCUUCUUGGUGUUGCCAGCGAGUUGGGUGAGGGAGCAUUUUGUCUCUUGCUGUCAUGUUCUGACCGCAUUCGUCAGCGAUGGGCUCGGUGUUGCCGUGGCUAUAGUGAUCACGGCUGCUGGGUCUGAGAACAGGAAGACCAACCUGACAGAACCCAAAAAGCCAUAGAUUUGAAACAGCCGUGUAAGGGUAUUUACAAAAAAAAUGUUAAUAGUUCACUACCAUUAUAGUCUUCUGGGCUCAUAAACAUGAAAAAAGAGAGCAAAAAAACCAACAAAAAAAGGCAACAAAAAAAA
This is a messenger RNA of Electrophorus electricus (electric eel), 5767 nucleotides long. RefSeq names its product La ribonucleoprotein 1, translational regulator (gene larp1). Gene Ontology annotation, biological process: positive regulation of translation; mRNA stabilization. Gene Ontology annotation, cellular component: cytoplasmic stress granule; cytosol. Lineage: Eukaryota; Metazoa; Chordata; Actinopteri; Gymnotiformes; Gymnotidae. Gene Ontology annotation, molecular function: RNA cap binding. The record is from RefSeq and is a predicted model, not a curated record.